Messenger RNA from Dracunculus medinensis (Guinea worm), 1410 nucleotides. Lineage: Eukaryota; Metazoa; Nematoda; Chromadorea; Rhabditida; Dracunculidae. The record is from the annotation of a GenBank genome assembly.
AUGAAUGCCACUGUAUUGCCACCAAUAUUACCAAAUGCGAAUACUGAAGGUUCUCAGUGCGGUGAGAACUUUAUCGAUGAAACAUGCAACAUUGCUGAUGUCAAUGCUGAUCACGUUUUGGAUAGAAUCGGUUCUCGUAAUCGUUUUAUACUUUUUACGACAUCAAUAUUAUCAUUCGGAUGGGCUGUUGGUGCGAUGCCUCUCAUGAAUAGCGCUUUUAUUAUUAGCACUAAACUUUGCAGUAAUACCACCGACGAUUUGGCAGAAACUGGUGAAAGUUGCGAUGACCGAACAACUGUAACAGGAGAUUUCGGACUUGAAGAUGAUAGAAAGUAUUUAGCAGACUGGACUACCUCAAUGUUCAUGAUGGGCAAUAUGGUUGGUGCGAGUACGUUACCUUAUUUCUCCGAUCGGAUUGGGCGCCGACCUAUUCUGAUAAUUAGUUUAAUAAUACUUGGUAUUACUGGGUGUGUUUCGUCUUUCGCCCCAAAUAUAUAUUUAUUCACAGCUGGAAGAUUUUUUCAAGGAUUUUUCAUGCCAGGAGUUUGUCUUGUUGGGUGGGUUCUCGGUUAUGAAUGCAUUCCAGUAAGUCUUCGAGGAUUUGCAACUUUAAUGUAUGGAUUGAUGUGGGUUGUCGGUUAUUGCGCUAUAGCACCACUGGCUUAUUUUCUCCGAAACUGGCGAGCGCUCUUGAUUGCUUCAACAUUUCCAUCUGUUAUUGUUGGAAUUAUAUAUUUCUUCGUUAUUCCCGAAAGUUUGCAUUAUAUUAUUGCAAAAAAGAAAGAUAGGCGAGCGAUCGCAUGGAUCAGAAACGCUUCUAAGCAUAGACAAAGCAGAAUGACCAAACAAAAUGAGGAAGAAUUAGUCGACUGCCUCAAGGCAAUGAGCAGUGAAUCGCGAGAAAACGACGGAAGGACAUCAGAUACUUUAAUAUACUUCGGUUUAUCUUUGUACUCAACAAAGCUUGCCGGUAAUAAAUACUGGAAUUACGUCCUUUCUGGCUUAAUAGAAUUACCUGCUUACUUGCUUGCACCACCAAUGCUUGAAAGCUUUGGUCGAAAACCGAUCGUUGUCUGGACUCAUACUUUAACUGCUGCUAUGCUUAUUGGGAUUGUAUUUAUUCCGGCAGAAAUGAACUGGAUCUCUUCACUACUCUGGCUAGUUGGCAAAUUCGCAAUAUCAUGUUCAUUUAUGUGCAUGUUUGUGUAUGCAAGCGAAAUAUUUCCGACAACAAUAAGAAAUAUAUGCAUUGGUCUGUGUUCACUAUUAGCUCGAAUAGGAGGAAUCGCUGCACCUUAUGUUGGAUUACUGGUUGGCAUAAGUUAUUUAAUAUUAUUUAAUAUUAGAAUACUAUCAUCGACGAAGAAACCCAUCAUAAAGACAAGCAGUAAAAAAUCUCUCAAAUCUUAA